AUGUCGGUUGAACAUCAGCCUUUCGUGCGGCUCGCCGAUCCGGUGGAGGAUGCUGCCCCUCUCUUCGACGUGUGCAAAAAAACCGUCGGUCCAGCUCUCCGAGCUGGCACCCCGAAUCUUAUUGCACCCUAUAUCUGGAACGUACCGUACCUCCGUCUCUGCCCCGAAUAUUGCUUUGCCGUCGAUGAUGGGAAUGGUAAUGCGGUCGGAUAUGUCAUCUGUGCACCCAAUACGCUAGAGUUUGCGAAGAAAUGGAGGGAAGAGUACUUGCCCAUCUUGGAAUCGCUGGAUCCGCUGUUGAGAAAGCCGGAAAUGGAUCCGCCGGCGGAUUGGGGGAAGGAUCUCACAUUGGGGGUUCUGCAGUUGCUGUAUAACCCAGAAGAUAUGCUACAUGAUGCUUGUCCAAGGUUGGUGGAGGAGUAUCCGGCACAUUUGCAUAUUGAUAUCCUACCCGAUUACCAGCGGAAGGGGUUUGGAAAGAAGUUGAUGGAGGCUUUGUGGGAUAAGCUGAGAGAGGCAGGCGUGAAAGGUGUUCAUCUAGUGAUGGAAGGGAGAAAUUUAGAUGCUGAGAGGUUCUAUAUGGCGAUUGGGUAUAGUAGGUUCGACGAGAUAGUGGAUGAAGGGAAAAGCGGCGAGCGUGGAAAAGAUGUUAACGGGAACUUGUGGAUGGUGAAAAGGCUAUGA
Orbilia oligospora ATCC 24927 is the source of this 684-nucleotide messenger RNA. RefSeq lists its product as uncharacterized. Lineage: Eukaryota; Fungi; Ascomycota; Orbiliomycetes; Orbiliales; Orbiliaceae. The coding region runs from base 1 to 684 and encodes 227 amino acids. The record is from RefSeq and is a predicted model, not a curated record. The transcript is spliced from 2 exons. Gene Ontology annotation, molecular function: acyltransferase activity, transferring groups other than amino-acyl groups.